Melanotaenia boesemani (Boeseman's rainbowfish) is the source of this 2345-nucleotide messenger RNA. RefSeq names its product serine/arginine-rich splicing factor 6-like. Gene Ontology annotation, biological process: alternative mRNA splicing, via spliceosome; mRNA splice site recognition. NCBI's taxonomy places the organism in Eukaryota, Metazoa, Chordata, Actinopteri, Atheriniformes, Melanotaeniidae. The record is from RefSeq and is a predicted model, not a curated record. Bases 115 to 1233 code for a protein of 372 amino acids. Gene Ontology annotation, molecular function: mRNA binding. The transcript has 6 exons. Gene Ontology annotation, cellular component: ribonucleoprotein complex; nucleus; cytoplasm.
AUUGGCUGUUUAGCCUAUAGUCUAACGCUCCUUAGCGACUAGCUAACGGAGCUAGCUAGUAGAAGGUGCCAGUUACGACGCGUUGCGAACACUCAGGCAAAACUAAAAACAGUCAUGCCUCGUGUCUACAUAGGACGGCUAAGUUAUCAUGUCCGAGAAAAAGACAUCCAGCGAUUUUUCAGCGGAUAUGGAAAGCUGAUGGAAAUUGAUUUAAAAAACGGAUAUGGAUUUGUGGAGUUUGAAGAUAAUCGGGAUGCUGACGAUGCCGUAUACGAGCUGAACGGGAAGGAGUUGUGCGGGGAACGAGUGAUUGUCGAGCAUGCCCGGGGCCCGCGACGAGACCGAGAUGGCAACGGUGGGGGUUACUGGGGUGGUGGGCGCAGUAGUGGUUAUAGCAGUAGGAGUCGCACUGGAAGGGACAAGUAUGGACCUCCGGUUCGUACUGAGUAUCGUCUUGUUGUGGAGAAUUUGUCCAGCCGCUGUAGUUGGCAGGACCUCAAGGAUUUCAUGCGUCAAGCAGGAGAAGUGACCUACGCAGAUGCCCACAAGGAACGCACCAAUGAGGGCGUAAUUGAGUUCAGGACCUACUCUGACAUGAAGAGGGCUAUGGACAAGCUAGAUGGUACAGACAUCAAUGGGCGCAAGAUACGUCUAGUGGAGGAUAGACCUCGCAAGCGAAGGUCUUAUUCUGGCAGCCGCUCCAGAUCUCGCAGCCACCGUCGCUCUCGCAGCAGGAGCCGCAGGAGCUCAAGGAGUCGUUCUAGAUCGCGUUCCAGGUCUCGUUCCCGAAGUGAAAAGAGACGCCAUCAUUCCCGCUCAAGGUCUGGAAGGAAGUCUCGCUCCAAGUCAGGAGAAAGGAAGUCACGCUCUCGUAAAAGCGGAUCCCGCUCUCGAUCUCGCAAGUCCAAAUCUCGUUCUCGCUCUCGCUCUCGUUCUGCAGACCGGAAAUCAAAGUCCCGCUCAAAGAGCCGUUCUAAAGUAAAGUCUGAACGAGAUUCUCGUAGUAGAUCAAAGGAGAUGCCCGGUGAGAAGAAGUCUCGCAGUCGUUCAGCUUCUCCUGUCGAGAAUGGAAAAGAAGAGCGUGCUGCCAAAUCUGCCUCCCGGUCCCCAUCCCCACAGGAAGCUGAUCGUCGAUCAAAGUCACCAGAGAAGCGCUCGGCUUCCCGCUCCAAAUCACGCUCAAAGUCCCGCUCAAGAUCUCGCUCACGGUCCAGAUCAGCCUCUCAGGAUUAGAAGACGGUGGAGAGGAAAGGUGUUUUUCUUAUUGUUGAGGUUGAUUAUCAUGCUGUAUAUAGUGAGCAGUAUUAUAAUAACUGGCCUAUGCUUUCUGACUUCUAUUUUUCUCCUUCAGGCAUGCACACAUCUCUUAGCAUUUCACAGAUUGAUGUACAUUGCUAGAGAGUUUUUCUUGCAAUUUGUGCAGAAAUAUCCCCCAAAUAAUAACAAAUUGACAUGUUGGAGCUGCUUAACAUGCUUUCAGCAGUCCAGUUUCAGUUUUCUGUUCAGCCUGAUUGGUUAGCUUGGUUAGUCUGUUUUAAUUCUGAGAAAUAAGCAGUCUUGUACAAACACCAUUUUCAGGUAAUUUUGGUCAGUUUAAUACAAUUUGCCAGAAUUUUAAAUGUUCUUAGUGCACCAUUUAAAACAUUAACUACAACCAUCAAAUGUAUGUAUUCAUUUAUUUUUCUGUUUGGAGAAAAGUAGCAUUUGGCCACACAACUGGAAUAGUUUUCUCUUUGAGGCUCAGUUUCUUAAGGAAUUGGUCAGUCUGCGUUUUUCAUCAGUCUAAACUAGCAUGCAAGAGCUUAUAACCCAUAACUGCAUAUUCACACCAAAAUAAGGGUUUGUUUCAUUCUUGAAUAACUUUUUUUGUAGUUGGAUUAUAAUGAUCACCUUUUCACCUCUUGUACAGACUCUAAUCGGCACAGAAUGAUUGUUGCUUUUCCAUAUUUUGUAGCUGAUUUUCCUCAAAUUUUUUUAGUGGGGCAGUCUGAGUUGUCCUAAAAUUUGAUUUUUUUUUUUUCAGGAGUUUCAAUUUUUUCAAUGCAAUGUCUGGUUUUCUGCAGGGUUGGGUUUUAAUUUUUCUUUUGUCUUCAGCAUUUAAGGGGUUACAGGUUUUGUCAAGAUUUUGUUUAUUAGAAAGUGUGCUUCUAGUUUGAAGUUAAAGGUACACAUUCAGAGCAGGGUGAAAGAUGUGUCCUUGUGCAUUUAUAAACAGUAAACAUACUGAAUGCAACCACUCACCAUCUUGUGGAAUAAAUUCAAAUUAUACUGAUGAAUAAGAUAAUUUGGAAAAUGUUGAGUUUUUUAUGUUUAUUUUUUUGUGUACAAUAAAAUAUUUUAAAGUC